UCUGGACGCUCCAAGUUGGUUCUCUGCAAUCCGAAGGAGCCAGGCGAGUGUAGUCGGAGCACCCCUUUUUCGACCGUCCGAACAGGAUGACUACCUCUGGAGCACUCCGAAACGACCAACCGAAGGUUGCCGACUACUUCCCGGAUGCCGUCGCUGUGUACACAUCCAGCGAUGAUCCUAGCCUGGAGUGCCUCUAUGCCAACAGAACAGAAUACAUACAGAGGCAGAAAGCCGUUUAUGUAUGGACUUUGAAAGGUCAUCGAGGCACGAAUAAGGGAACGUACAAGGUCGAAUUUCGCCCGGGCCCCUCGCCGGACACGGCAGUUGCCAUCGUCAACGGUGACAUUUUUCGUCCGCAUCUCGUCAAGUUCCAGUACACUAACAACAAGAAUUGCAAUAUCGCGGCGAAUUUCCCUUUCCAUGGAGAUGUAUGCAUGUUGUGGGUCACCGGUUCAAGCAGGUUCUCGGUGCCGCAGGAGUGCAUCGAUCAUUUCGAAGACAUAUGCGACACCGAAGUUCCCGACUACAAUGAGGACAUUUGCAUCGGCGAUCUUCGAUAAGGCUGUAUAAAUGAUGAUGAGACGUCUCUGCUUAACGAAAAUUAUCACUGUCCCGGUGAAGAAUUUAGUACUUGCAAUUUUUUUCGAAAAAAAGAUGCCGCAGCUAGCCUUCCAGAUUAUACCACUAACCUUUUUUGAACUAUAUGCAUCUUCCUGUA
Messenger RNA from Dermacentor albipictus, 718 nucleotides. The record is from RefSeq and is a predicted model, not a curated record. Lineage: Eukaryota; Metazoa; Arthropoda; Arachnida; Ixodida; Ixodidae.